UUCCCUGUUUUGAAACUACAAAGAAACAGAAUAUAAGCAGUGAUCUCAGAGCUGUUCAUCACCUUGUUCCAACCUUGGAAGGCUGAAGCUACUGACUGGUGCUGAACAGACAAGAUAUUCUACAAAAGAGAUACUAAUUAUCACCAUGAAGCUGCUGACUGUGUCUGCACUUCUUUGUGCAAUGAUCGCUCUGACCACUGCUGCGAAUGAAGUGGGUAAGGAUGGGUCUGAAUCAAAUCCCCAAGGAGAGCAUCUUGUAGAGAAGAGAUCUACAUGUUUCAGGGAUUUCUGGGGUUGGACUAAAUAUGGAAACCAAUACUUUCAGUUCUUUCCCAAUCAACUGACUUGGGCUCAGGCACAGAGACACUGUCAGGCCCUGAAUGCAAAUCUGGCAUCUGUGCGCAACCUUGGAGAGUACCAAGCGAUUCAGAGGGUCAUAUUAAAUGGUGCUCGUAAUAAUGUCCCUACAUGGAUUGGAGGUUCAGAUGCUCAAGAGGAGGGUUAUUGGUUUUGGAUUGAUGGAACCCGUUUCACAUAUGCAAACUGGUGUCAAGGAGAGCCUAACAAUGUCGGGGGCAGAGAGAACUGCCUGCAUAUGAAUUGGACAGGAAACCUCUGUAUGAAUGACAUACCCUGUAACGCCAGAUACCCAUUUGUCUGCGCCAGGAAAGUCAGACGAUCUCUGGAAUGAAGGCUUGGUUCACCGGUCCUCGGAGCAAAUAAUCUCAUAAAUCCAGCUUAAAAUGUUUCUCUUCUUACAUCUUUACUUCUUUUAGUUCACUGCAACGCUACAUAAGGAAUAAGUUGAAAAAUGAUGCAACCUGUAGUUGGAUUGUCUCUUUUAAUGAGUGUGUAAUGGCAAGAAUGCUUUAAGCUUUCACUUUACUUUCCUGAAAGAACAUCAUCUUCAUUAUUAAACCUUUAAGCAUUGAAUCAAA
Messenger RNA from Oreochromis aureus, 938 nucleotides. Its product is annotated as ladderlectin-like. Bases 146 to 691 code for a protein of 181 amino acids. Lineage: Eukaryota; Metazoa; Chordata; Actinopteri; Cichliformes; Cichlidae. The record is from RefSeq and is a predicted model, not a curated record. The transcript has 7 exons. Gene Ontology annotation, molecular function: signaling receptor activity.